UUCCAGGCUGGACGCGUCUCUCUUUUUUUCAGGGAAACUAUUCCUUUUUCCCUAUUUCCAUUUCCCCCCACCACCCCCAUCCCGUCCUUUUUAUCCUUCAUUCCCAUUUCCAGUGGACCAGGCAAAGCAUCCCAAGCCCGAUCUUCUAAAACAAGACUUAUUUUCCUCUCUGGACAGAGAGCUCCCUUCCCCCUGUGGUUUGAAUCAGGCAGAAGAUCAGCGAACAGAUAUCAAGGAUCGAGCAGCAGGUGGUGCUGCCGACCUGAGGUAGAAAAUGUUUCUGAAAGCGUUGCCAUUGCUCCUGAUAGCUUGGAACCUCGGGGGCUCUGUGAGAAGCCAAGACUUGGAACCACGGGGCCCCAGGCCCCCCCAAAUUCAGGGGGAUGUUUAGCGAAGCCUGAUUGCUUGGUGAAUGUGUACUUUGUCAUCGACACCUCUGAGAGUGUGGCUCUGCAGUUCGGAAUCCAAGGCAGCCUGGUUGAUCUCGAGAAAACCUUCACCAAGAACAUUGUGGAGAAGUUGCAGGAUGCAGUCUUCAAGGACCGGGUCCAGUUACUCUGGCAGUUCGGGGGCCUACACUUCUCUGACCAAGUGAUCGAGUUCAGCCCUAUCACCUCCAACAAAAGGGAAUUUCUCAACAAACUCACGCAAAUCAGGUACAUCGGCCGCGGGACCUUCACGGAUUGCGCCCUCGGGAACAUGACUGCAAACGUGUUGCAGCACAUGGGGCAGGAUACACGCAUGAACUUUGCCGUGGUCAUCACGGACGGCCAUGUGACCGGGAGCCCCUGCGGAGGGAUGCAGCUCAUGGCAGAACGGGCCAGGGACGCCGGCAUCCAUGUGUUUUCCAUCUCCACGGACGACAACAAGUACGAACAAGGUUUGAAGACCAUCGCUAACUUACCCCACGAGCUCUACCGAAAUGAUUACAAGGCAUCAUCCCUGGCAGAUCCGUCGAAGCCCGAACAGACCAUAGAUCGAAUCAUUAAAGUCAUGCAAACCAAAGCCUUCAAUAAUUGCUACAAAAUGAAGUGCCUGGAAUAUCCUGGAACUCUGGGUCCAAAGGGGUUCAAAGGGCGCAAGGGCGAAAAGGGUCAGUCCGGCAUCUCUGGCGACCCCGGACCUCCUGGGCGGCAAGGCGAUCCAGGCAUUGAGGGUCCGAUUGGCUUCCCUGGUCCCAAAGGUUUCCGGGGUAUGAAAGGUGAAAAGGGUGAACUGGGAACUGAAGGGAAGAAGGGCAUUGUUGGAUUAAUAGGCCGGGAUGGGAUUAAUGGACAAAAGGGAAAACUGGGACGUGUUGGACCUCCUGGAUGUAAAGGAGACUCUGGUGAUAUGGGUAUGCCUGGAUACCAUGGGAGAGUUGGUGAGAGGGGUUUGCCUGGUGACAAUGGAACAAAGGGCGACGAGGGACGGUCAGGGAGAAGUGGACCUCCCGGAAAUCCUGGAGACAAAGGCGGAAAGGGACCUAGGGGAAACCAAGGACGUUCAGGCCCAAUGGGACAGAAGGGGCGAAAGGGCACUCCAGGAUCCCCUGGCCCAGCUGGAGAUGUGGGUCGUAGAGGUGACACAGGAGUCAAAGGUGCCCCCGGACCGGAAGGAAAUGUGGGAGAAAAGGGUGAAGCUGGAGUUGAAGGUCCCCGUGGAUUCGCAGGCGAAGGUGGAAUCGGAGGCGAGAAGGGAGAUGCGGGACUCCCAGGACCGAGGGGAGCCCCUGGCACAGUUGGUGUACCAGGAAAGAAUGGAUCGCGUGGAGACCGUGGUGAGAUUGGAUCCAGAGGCGAGCAAGGACUGCUGGGCCCAAAGGGUGACAAAGGAAGACAAGGAUUUAGUUUCCCAGGUCCCCGUGGAGAGCAGGGCGAUAGGGGAGACCCGGGUCGCUUAGGUUACGUGGGUCCCAAAGGAGACGCGGGUCCAAAGGGAGAACAGGGCACCAAAGGAGUGAAGGGCAGUCCGGGUGAUCCCGGACCACUGGGUGAGCCAGGACCUCGAGGGUCUGAAGGAGCCCCAGGCCCUGUGGGACCUCAUGGGCCUGAGGGCGAUCCAGGGCUGACCGACUGUGAUGUGAUGAAUUACGUCAGGGAGACCUGUGGAUGCUGUGAUUGUGAGAAGAAAUGUGGGCCCCUGGACAUUGUCUUUGUGAUUGACAGCUCGGAGAGUAUCGGACUGACCAACUUCACUCUGGAGAAGAACUUUGUCAUCAACACAGUCAGUCGACUUGGCAGCUUAGCAAAGGACCCCAAAUCUCCAACAGGAGCUCGUGUUGGCGUGGUUCAGUACAGCCACAACGGCACGUUCCAAGCCGUGCACCUCAACGACUCCAGGAUCAACUCGCUCUCCGCAUUCAAGGAAGCGGUGAAGCGGCUGGAGUGGAUCGCAGGCGGCACCUGGACGCCCUCCGCCCUGAAGUUUGCCUACGACAAUCUGAUCAAGGCUAACCAACGUGACAAAGCCAAGGUCUUCGCUGUGGUGAUCACAGACGGACGCCAUGACCCGCGGGACAACGACGCACUGCUCUCCUCCCUGUGUGGGCGUGGAAUCGUCGUCAAUGCCAUUGGCAUCGGAGACAUGUUUGCCCGGGCCGAGGACGACGAAACGCUCCGUUCCAUCACCUGUCACCAGGUCGACCGGGUCCAGAAGAUGAGGCUGUUUGCGGACCUGGUGGCUGAGGAGUUCAUUGAUAAGAUGGAGGAGCUACUGUGUCCAGACCCCAAGAUUGUCUGCCCAGAUCUUCCCUGUAAAACAGAGCUCGCGGUGUCAGAGUGCACGCAGCGGCCGGUGGACGUGGUGUUCCUGGUGGACGGCUCGGAGAGGAUGGGUCAGGGCGGUUUCACGCAGGUGCAGGAGUUUCUGGAGAAAAUGUCGAGCAGGCUCAUCCUGGCGGACAGGCACAAUGAUCCCUCCAGCGCCCGCCUGGCCUUGUUGCAGUACGGCGGCGACAAUGAGCAGGAGCUGGCCUUCGGGCUGAGCUACAACCUCACCCUCAUCGCCAAUGGCAUCACCCAGAUGAAGUACAUGGACUCUGCCUCCAAUGUGGGCUCGGCCAUCAUCUACGCCAUCCACAAUGUGGUGCAGAGGCCAGGCAGGUUUGCGAUCCAGGGCGCCCGCAAGAAUGCAGAGCUCUCCUUCGUCUUCAUCACCGACGGUACCAGCGGCCAGAAGAGCCUGGUAGAGGCGGUGAGCGCCAUGAGGAAGCACAAUGUGGUGCCCACGGUCAUCGCGGUGGGCAAGAACACGGAGAUGGACAUGGAUAUCCUGCUCCAGAUCACCCUGGGGGAGAUGGCAGCGAUUUAUCGAGCCGAGGAUUAUUCCCACAUUCUACACUCCACCUUCUUCGAAAGGUUCCUCAAGUGGAUCUGUUAAGACUAAAAGUACCGCGAGUCGCACUUGCCAAGAAUACCCCCGCUUCCCCUCCUCGUCCCCCCCACGGAAUUCCACCUAAUCUCAGCCUACAUUUGUCUUUUUAUUUUAAAUCUCGUAGAAAUUCAGGGUAAUUAUCCAGUUUGUCCUUAAUUCACAAGCUGGUUUCUUUUCCGGCUCCUGUGCGGAGACUAAUUUAAGAUUAUUCAACAAAUCUUACAUUUUAAGACAAAAGCAGUGAUAUCGCAGGCUAAGAUCAGGUGGUAUUUCAGAUUUCUGAUCUCUUUAAUAGUUUCCAUUAUCCAGGAAAGGGUACAAAAAAAAGGUGCUUUUUUUAAAAAAAUAUAUAUACAUAUCUAUUUUUACAUCUUUUAUCUCUUCAGUUUUGUACGUUGCCAGCUUUUUUUCACAUCUUUGUUGAACUAUAAGCAAUUUGAAUAUUAUCACAGCUUGCUAAACCACAACAGCUCUCUCCAUUUCCAGGCUGAUUGUGCUUUAAUCCAAUCGCUUCCCUUUCUCCCCUCCCUCCGCCACCCUGUUUCUUUAUGUCAUCGUUUCUAAGUGUGCACCGAUCAUUUCCGCAUGCAUUGAACUUUUGAAUCUCUCUCUCUCUCUGCUGUCAUCAAUCACUGGGAGCCACUUUAGUGCCAAGCUCCACUCCUACUGAUGCGCGUGCACUGAACGAGGAGUCAAUCACUCCAGGCAAAACAGUGUGUACAAAUGUUUAACAUGUGAAUACAGGGCAAUCCCUUCGCAAUGCACUUGUCUGGGCUCAUUGUCUCAAUUCCUUGCGUUAUAAUGAGGCACGUGUUAUAAUAAUGGUUGACUUCUGCUUGGUGAGUUACCGUUGCCAUCACUCUCUCUGCCAGGUAGCAUUUCCUGUGCACGCACAACGCCCAGGAGUAAGAUACACAUUCGAGGCAAACAGGAAGUGGCUAGCAGUGACCUGAUGACCAGGAAGUCGGCUUUUUUUUUGCGAUGAUGGAAUUUGGAUGGCAUCAUUUAGGGUUUUAAGUAAGUGAAUGUUGCGGUCCACAACCCAACUGCAUUAUAAGCAAACCUGCGUUAUAGUGAGGUACAUUAUAACAUGGUUAGCCUAUAUGUUAAUGUCUGUUGGUAACAAGUUCAAAUCAAAUCCUACUCUUUAAAGAGGGCAUAAACAUUGUCUUUUAAAAUCGGUGUGGUGGGCUACUUGGGUGUUUCCCCUCCCCUGUUUUUGAGGCAGAAUUAAAUUCUGAAGAGGAGAGAUAUAAAGGGUAAUAAUAAAUCAUAAUAAUCCUUGAAUUCGAUAUAGUGCCUUACUGCUUCAUUGAAACAUCUCAAAGUGCUUCACAGGAUUUUAUUGUAAAGUGUAGUGACUGUACGUGUAGGAGAACAUUUAAGAUAUAGGAAAAGGGCAGGAGAAUGGGAAAGUGCAGAUGCCUCUUUCGACGAAUCACUGCGGGCACAGUGGGCCAAAUGACCCCCUUUGCUGUACAUUUCUUGUGCGACUAGAUGGUGCUGUUUCGUGGUUUAAAAAAAAUUCGCCCAACAGUGCCAUCUGAUGACUGAGCUGUGUUAUUAUGUGAAGAUGCCACAUUGUACCUAAAUUCCUCUGAACUCUGGUUCAGCCACCCCUGCAGUAAACUUUGGCAACACCAGUCCAGUGUUACAGCAGAAGCUUUCUGCCCGUGACUGGGGAGAGGGGUGGAGAAUUCUUUUUUGACUACGCAGAGGUUCGUUCAGGCAUCAUACCUUGCCAGGAGCCAUGUUUGAGGCUGAAUCCAUUUUGGCUUUGAUCCGCAAAGAUAAGUGUAAAACGGGAUGGGGAGGUGAGGAGAAGACAGGAGAGUGGAACUAAAUGGACAACUCUUUCAGAGAGCCAUUGCACGCACAACGGUCAGUCUUGCUGGUUGGGGAUCGGUGACAUUAGGAAAGGCCUUUUGUGCUGUAAUUGUGCACUGUUCUUUGGUUGGAUUUCUUUAGUUUCCACCACAAAUCCUCCGCACAUAAGUCUAACCCAUGCCUCAAAUGAGACAAUUGACCUUGAGUGGGCAGAAAGAUGGCGAGAAUUUGACACUAUUUGAAAGUUAACGCGCUGGAAAACACAAGAGCUUUGUAAUAUACCUUUCUGAUCCUGCAGCGGACAAAGUAUUCAAUGUGGAUCAGGUCAGGAUGUAUUUUCAUUCUGUCUGCUGCAGUCAAACUUGAAUCAUUCUGUAACAAAUAAAUAAAAUCAAUAGAGUUUCCAAA
This is a messenger RNA of Callorhinchus milii (elephant shark), 5589 nucleotides long. RefSeq names its product collagen, type VI, alpha 2 (gene col6a2). The record is from RefSeq and is a predicted model, not a curated record. The annotation marks the transcript as partial. The transcript is spliced from 29 exons. NCBI's taxonomy places the organism in Eukaryota, Metazoa, Chordata, Chondrichthyes, Chimaeriformes, Callorhinchidae.